Scomber scombrus (Atlantic mackerel) is the source of this 1110-nucleotide messenger RNA. RefSeq lists its product as uncharacterized. The annotation marks the transcript as partial. Gene Ontology annotation, molecular function: protein binding. The transcript is spliced from 5 exons. Lineage: Eukaryota; Metazoa; Chordata; Actinopteri; Scombriformes; Scombridae. The record is from RefSeq and is a predicted model, not a curated record.
GACUGUAACCUCUCAGAGAGAAGCUGUGUAGCUCUGUCCUCAGUUCUCAGCUCCCAGUCCUCUAGUCUGAGAGAUCUGGACCUGAGUCACAACAACCUGCAGGAUUCAGGAGUGAAGCAGCUUUCAGCUGGACUGGAGAGUCCACACUGUGGACUGGAAACUCUCAGUCUGUCAGGAUGUCUGAUCACAGAGGAAGGCUGUGCUUCCCUGGCCUCAGCUCUGCGCUCCAACCCCUCCCAUCUGAGAGAGCUGGACCUGAGCUACAAUCAUCCAGGAGACUCAGGAGAGAAGCUUCUGUCUGCUGGACUGGAGGAUCCACACUGGAGAGAUGGACCAUGGUGGACCGCAGAGAAUGAACUACAAACAUCAGACGCAGCUGGAAUCAAGUUUCACUUUGAAAAACAUUCUCAUCUAAAGGUCCACUUACUCUGUAUGUCCAAAGCUUUCAGUCACAUCUCAUGGUCUUCCUCAGUGAUGGAGGGUCUCAGUUGUCAUGGAGAUGGUUUAAGUUUGAAUGGUUUCAGUAAAGUAGUUAAUAAAUCAACAGAUGAUAAACUGCAGCUGUAUUGUGUCUCGUUCUCUCCAUCAGAUGCCUGUGAACUGGAACUGGAUCCAAACACAAUGAACACAAACCUCAAACUGUCUGAUAACAACAGGAAGGUGACACAUGUGGAGGAGCAUCAGUCAUAUCCUGAUCAUCCAGACAGAUUUGACUACUGGUCUCAGCUGCUGUGUAGAAAUGUUCUGACUGGUCGAUGUUACUGGGAGGUCGAGUGGAGAGGAAGAGUUUAUAUAUCAGUGAGUUACAGAAGAAUCAGAAGGAAAGGAGGCAGUGAUGACUGUGUGUUUGGAUAUAAUGAUCAGUCCUGGAGUCUGGAGUGCUCUGAUGGUGGUUACUCUGUCCGUCACAAUAAGAGAGAAACAUCCAUCUCCUCCUCCUCUGUCUCUAACAGAGUAGCAGUGUAUGUGGACUGUCCUGCUGGCACUCUGUCCUUCUACAGAGUCUCCUCUGACACACUGAUCCACCUCCACACCUUCAACACCACAUUCACUGAUCCUCUGUGUGCUGGGUUUGCAGUCUGGUGGUCUGGUUCCUCAGUGUCUCUGUAG